This is a messenger RNA of Protobothrops mucrosquamatus (brown spotted pit viper), 690 nucleotides long. RefSeq names its product NK2 homeobox 8 (gene NKX2-8). The transcript is spliced from 2 exons. The record is from RefSeq and is a predicted model, not a curated record. Gene Ontology annotation, cellular component: nucleus. Gene Ontology annotation, molecular function: RNA polymerase II cis-regulatory region sequence-specific DNA binding; DNA-binding transcription factor activity, RNA polymerase II-specific. Bases 1 to 690 code for a protein of 229 amino acids. NCBI's taxonomy places the organism in Eukaryota, Metazoa, Chordata, Lepidosauria, Squamata, Viperidae. Gene Ontology annotation, biological process: regulation of transcription by RNA polymerase II; cell differentiation.
AUGGCCACCUUAGCCAGGGGAAGCUUCACCGUGCGGAGCCUCUUGGAUUUACCUGAGCCAGAAGGAGGAGGAGGAGGAGGCGGCGGCGGCGAGGGGCAGGAGCCGGCAGAAAGCUACGCGGCUUCUCCCUUCCGGGCGUGGAUGGAAACCGAAAAAAGCCACUAUCUCUCUUCAGACGACAGCGGCGCCGAGAGCCGACCGCACCCGGGCCCCGCCUCGACCCGGCAGGCAGCGCGGGAGGCAGACGAGGAGGAGCAGCUGAAGAAGAAGCGGCGGGUGCUCUUCUCCAAGGCGCAGACGCUGGCUCUCGAGCGACGCUUCCGGCAGCAGCGCUACCUGUCGGCGCCCGAGCGGGAGCAGCUGGCCCACUUGCUGCGCCUGACGCCCACCCAGGUCAAGAUCUGGUUCCAGAACCACCGCUACAAGAUGAAGCGCGCCAAGGGCGGCGAGCGGGGCAGCGCCGGGAGCGGCCCGCCCCUCACGCGACGGGUGGUGGUGCCGGUGCUGGUGCGGGACGGCAAGGCCUGUCAAAGCUGCAGCGGCGGGACCCCCUCGCGAAACCCCGGCGGGCCCCAAGCAGCGUUCAAUCUGCCGGGCUUCUCGGCAUUCCCGCCAACCUCCUCCCUGGGCCUUUUCCCCGCCUACCAGCACUUAGCGCCGCCUUCCUUAGUAUCCUGGAACUGGGGCUGA